UACACAAGACAGUAAUGUUUUCCAUCAGAAUGAACAAGGUGCUGCAGGGUUUUGUGUGGCUGAUGCUGACUCACAGGAUUGUGGGAUAUCCUAUGGACUGCAAGGAGGACCAGGACGGCACGCGCUGCCCCUCCAUCUCCCUGGACAAGCUGCUGGACCGAAUCAUCCAACACGCCGAGCUCAUCUACCGUGUCUCUGAGGAGUCAUGCACGCUGUUUGAGGAAAUGUACAUCCCCUCUUCGAUACGAGCCCAGCUGAGCCGAGGGGGGAACGCGUGCAGCACCAGAUCUGUUCCCGGAUCCAAGGGCGAAAUCCAGCAGAUCUCGGACAAGUGGCUCCUCCAUUCGACUCUGGUGGUGAUACAGUCCUGGACAGGCCCUCUGCAAAGCCUGCAGAUCACGAUGGAUCUCUACGACAACGCCCCGGACGGGCUGCUCAACAAGACCAAGUGGAUGUCCACCAAGCUGAUGAACCUGGAGCAGGGAGUGACCGUCCUCAUCAGAAAGAUGCUGAAUGAAGACAUUUUGGUGUCCGACCCCAGCCAGAACCUGACCCACUUCGCGACGCAGCCCAACAUGGUGGAGUCGGUGCUGACGGAUUACACUCUCCUCACCUGCUUCAGGAAAGACGCCCACAGGGUGGAGACCUUCCUGAAGCUGCUCAAGUGUCGUCAGUCCGACAGGCUCAGCUGCUUCCUGUACUAACAGGAAGUCCACAGCCAGCCAUUUCCUCUACCAUAGAACCCAAGAGAAGACUCGGAGCAGUGCACCUUCUAUUGAUAGGACUCCUUUAGAUUUCCUUUUAGAGAUUUAUUUUUUUCCUUCUUUCCUUUCUGCUACCACAAAUGAGCAGAUCACAUUCAUGUAUGUUUAUCCGUUUCCCGUAUUUGUUAUUAAUUUGACAACCCAUGGAAAAACUGUAAUUAAUAAUUUUAUGACAUACUGACACAAAGCUUGUGACUAACAUUGUGGGAUUAGAUAAGUCAAUGAGUAGGAAUUGCUUGGACAUGUAAAGGCUUCUAUGGGAAGGUAUUUUAGUCUGUAGUGGUGUCUGUUUUUAGCAUAAAUUAGCUAUUUCCCAUCACCUAGCUGAAUGUAUGUCAUAAAUAUGUGCAAAAGACAUGUAUGGAUAAAAGCUGUUGUUCUUUUGUAUUGAGGCGCCCAUUUGACCAUUAAAGUGUACAGUACUAUA
Molecule: messenger RNA, 1191 nt
Organism: Anguilla anguilla (European eel)
Lineage: Eukaryota; Metazoa; Chordata; Actinopteri; Anguilliformes; Anguillidae
Gene: smtlb
Product: somatolactin beta
Exons: 5
Coding region: 15-704 (229 amino acids)
Biological process (GO): animal organ development; growth hormone receptor signaling pathway; positive regulation of growth
Cellular component (GO): extracellular region
Molecular function (GO): growth hormone activity; growth hormone receptor binding
Source: RefSeq, a predicted model, not a curated record